This is a messenger RNA of Raphanus sativus (radish), 865 nucleotides long. RefSeq names its product N-terminal acetyltransferase A complex catalytic subunit NAA10. The transcript has 2 exons. The coding region runs from base 78 to 659 and encodes 193 amino acids. Gene Ontology annotation, molecular function: protein-N-terminal-glutamate acetyltransferase activity; protein N-terminal-serine acetyltransferase activity. The record is from RefSeq and is a predicted model, not a curated record. NCBI's taxonomy places the organism in Eukaryota, Viridiplantae, Streptophyta, Magnoliopsida, Brassicales, Brassicaceae. Gene Ontology annotation, cellular component: NatA complex. Gene Ontology annotation, biological process: N-terminal peptidyl-glutamic acid acetylation.
AAAAUCCCUCUCCAGAUUAAAUCCAGAAACCACUAAACUCAAAACCCUAAGCCCCCAAAUCUGCAGCAGGAGCAGCCAUGGUGUGCAUCAGGCGAGCGACAGUGGACGAUCUGCUGGCUAUGCAGGCCUGCAACCUCAUGUGCCUCCCCGAGAACUACCAGAUGAAGUACUACCUCUACCACAUCCUCUCUUGGCCUCAGCUUCUCUACGUCGCCGAGGACUACAACGGUCGCAUCGUCGGCUACGUCCUCGCCAAGAUGGAAGAGGAGAGCAACGAGUGCCACGGCCACAUCACUUCCCUCGCCGUUCUCCGCACUCAUCGCAAGCUCGGCCUCGCCACUAAGCUCAUGACCGCCGCCCAAGCUGCCAUGGAACAGGUUUAUGGGGCAGAGUAUGUUUCAUUGCAUGUGAGGAGGAGUAACCGAGCAGCCUUCAAUCUCUACACGGAGACAUUAGGCUACCAGAUUAACGAUGUUGAAGCCAAGUAUUACGCCGAUGGAGAGGAUGCCUAUGAUAUGCGAAAGAAUCUCAAGGGUAAGCAGAUUCAUCAGCACCACAGCGCCGGCCACGCUCAUCAUCACCAUGGAGGUGGUUGUUGUUCAGCUGAUGCUAAACCUGUUGAAACAACAACUCAAGCUGAAGCAACAAGUUCCAAGUGAGACUCCACUCUGUGAGUAGAUUGGGCUUUAGCUCUAAUACUCCUCACUGCUUUUUCCAUUCAUAUGAUUUUUGUUUGAGUGUCUAAAAUACAUUUGUGUUUGUUUUCCAUUGUCUUCUCCAAUCUUUUUUUUUCUAUGUAUCAAUGUUUCACAAGUACCAACCUUUUGUUUUUCCCUUUUAAAGGCUUUACAACUUUAGAUUGAAA